Stylonychia lemnae is the source of this 2145-nucleotide messenger RNA. NCBI's taxonomy places the organism in Eukaryota, Ciliophora, Spirotrichea, Sporadotrichida, Oxytrichidae. The record is from the annotation of a GenBank genome assembly.
AUGAACAUUUCACUUAGAAACAAUCAACAAGCAACUUAGCAAUUAGAUCCUUAAAGAUAAAAUGAAAAGCACAGAGGUUUCCAGAGCAAGGAAGUAGGACCACUUAAUCAGAUCGAUAUGAAUAAUUCAUAUGACUACAAGAAAAAUACUGAUGAUCUUCAACUUUAAUACGAUGAAGAGAAUGAUGAGAAGACUACUGCCAGGGAAACUGAUGUAAUACAAAAACUCAAUUAUCUCAAGAAUGCAGUAAAGUAGCUAUAACAAGAAGGAAUAAAAUAUCCAAUAUAAGCUCACUUAGAGAAUCUCAUGAAGCAAGCUAACAGUUCAUCAAUGCCUAGUGUCAUUUCAAGCCCUACAUCAACUGAGAGAGAUAGAAAAUUAUCUAAGAAUUCUAGGAGAUCAAGGUAGGAAAGAAAGAACAAAACUUAAACAGCAGUUGAUAAUGUCUAUGGUGAUCCAAGCUAGACUAUGUAUAGAAAUAGAGGGGAUAUUGCAUCUUAGCAAACUAAUUUUAGUGAAAUAGAAUUUGUUAGAAGAAGUUAAGAAGAUAUUAAAAAAACUGGAUCAACAUUAGUGAGUGAUGAAAAGAAUAAAGGCUCAAGAUCAAAGAGAUACACAAAUAACCUAGACUCUUAAAAUACAGGAGAGAAUAUUAACAUCGAUGAUCAGCAUAGUAAAAAGCAAAUAACAAAUAAUAAGACUUAAGAGUAUACACCAGUUUAGUACAGAGCAAAGGUUUAUUCCACUGUGGGAAAUAUACGCAAUGAAAACUCCAAAGAAAGAGAAUAUUUUAGUGCUUAAACAAUAAAGGAGAUUAAUCAAAAUUAAGUAUCAAAUGAUAUCCCCUAGUUGCUGCAGUUAGAAUAGCUCUAGACAAAAAAACUAGAGAAAAAGCUUAAGAGAUAUAGAGAAAAAGUUGAUAAAUAUAAAAGCGAAUCACACAAAAAAUCAUCAGAGCUCAAAUUAGCUUAAGGCUCUAUUGCUAAUCUGAUUAAACAAAACGAAGAGCAGAAGUAAUACUAUGAUUAUCAUAUUAAUCAGUUUAUUCAAAUUCAGAGAGAAUCAGAUCUUGAAAAAGCCUAGUAAUCUGAGGAACUAAGAAUUUUAAGAAGCUAACUCUCAGAAAGAGAUGAUAAAAUUGAUAUCAAGUUGAAGCAAAUUUAGUAAAUCAAUUAGGAUUUAACUAAAGAAAAUCAUAACCUUAUCAAAAUCUUAAAUGAUGAGAAAUAAAUCAUUGAAAUUGAUAAAAUUAGGGGUAAUAUGAAUAAGCUAAUUGAUGAGAGUCUCAAAGAUAAAAAUGUAAUUGAUAAGUUGCAGAAAACCAUUGAGAUUUAGGACUAGGAACUUUAGAAAAACUAAAGGAAAAUGGAUAGAAAGAAUGAUAAGAUAGAGGAACUUGAGCGAGGAUUAUCAGAGCUGAGUGAGAAAUUAAAAAAUGAUUAUCGAAAUGAAAAUUAACUCAGAAUGGAUAACUUAGCUUUAAAUAAAUUACUAGCUGAAGUAGUGAAGUAUUGCUAACUUUCUAAUUUUAAUCAGAUACUCCCAUUCUUAUAAGAUCUUAGCAAGCAAAAUAAGCAAACAUAUAAGUUUGUAGAGAAGCUACAAAAACUAAUGAUUACCAAAACAAUCUAUCAAAGGCACCCUGAUGUGAAAGAUCUAUGGAGGUGGGUCAAAAGUCUAUGCAGAGCAUAAGAAGAACAGCCUUUAGUUGUAAAUUUAUAUUUGAGCUAAAAAAAAUCCAGAAUAGAUUCACAGUCACCUUCAGCUAUUAAGCCAAGACAAAGUCCUAAUACUCAUGAUAAAAAUGAACAUUUUCAAUACGAUUAGAACUACCUUUCUACUAUGAAAGUUUAACAAGUAUAGUUAGACAGAGAUCAUGAGUUUACAUUAAGACAAUAAGAGCCAAUUAUAUCAGGGGAAUUUUAAAAAUUAACUGCAACAUAGCAAAUACCUUCUUAACUAAAUAAUAGUAAAUAGCAAACAUAUGAGCAACUCAGGAGUGAAAACCAGUAUAUGGAUCAUAUUUUGGGCAAAGUCAAAGACCUCCUGAGUCUAGACAAGGAAAUUGCACUAAUAGAUGUUGAAAUGUAUUUAAAUCACGCCACCCAGGGCAUAAACAAUUAGAACUAGCGAAGAAAACAAUGA